Messenger RNA from Penicillium paradoxum, 1143 nucleotides. RefSeq names its product Zn(II)2Cys6 transcription factor domain-containing protein. Lineage: Eukaryota; Fungi; Ascomycota; Eurotiomycetes; Eurotiales; Aspergillaceae. Gene Ontology annotation, biological process: regulation of transcription by RNA polymerase II. Gene Ontology annotation, molecular function: DNA-binding transcription factor activity, RNA polymerase II-specific; zinc ion binding. The record is from RefSeq and is a predicted model, not a curated record. Bases 1 to 1143 code for a protein of 380 amino acids. The transcript has 3 exons.
AUGCGGAGGUCGAGAUUUGGCUGUCGGAACUGCAAGCUUCGAAAACUCAAGUGUGAUGAACAAAAACCACAGUGCAGAAGAUGUAGUUCGUUCGGAGUAUUAUGCAACUUCAUGUCUAAUAUCCCCGACCUCCAACCUGCCACCGCUGAUACAGGAAGGCCAUUGGUGGUUCAAGGAAAAGCACAGCUUCGGCCUCCUCUCACCAAUGCCGUCUGGACAUCUGACGCAUCAACAUUCUAUCAAUUGAACAUGAAAUGUCAGGACUUUAUCACCCGCUAUUAUGGACGAAGUCUCAUUACCCCAGACGACCCGAAUAUGACACAAGUGAAUCGCAAGCUUCUGGAACUAGCCUUUACCUACCCUUUCUUAAUGCACGCCUCUCUAGCCGUGGCACUUACAUAUGACCGCCAUAUGAAUGGCCCCUCGGGCAAUCACCGCACUCUAGAAGAGUGUUACCACUGGUCUCAAAGUACGGCACUCUUAAACAAACGACUAAGGGAACCAAUUGAAGCGAAAGAUAAAGAUCCAAUCUGGGGUACUGCGGCUGCUCUAGUUAUCCUGGCCUGUUCGUCUCCCGAUGCACACGCACCGCAACAAGCAUGGCCUCUGAAGUCCUCCUCCUCCGAUCUGGACUGGUUGCGCAUGAUCAAGGGGAAAAUGUCACUAUGGCACAUGCUCAACCCGCUGCGACCAGACAGCCUGUUCAGCGUCAUGGCGGCGACCUUUGCUCACAUGAAUUCACCGUUACCAAACGAAGGCAUAGAUAAUAUCCCGAGGGCUCUGGCUGCCGUGUGUAACCUCAGAGAUUCAUCUACGGCGGAAACUAACCCGUAUCUCCAUGCUGUGCAUGCAGUAUCCCAGAUUUUGAAUCUUCCGGAUAGCGAGGUUACAACGGCUCAUGCUCACAUCUUCACGCGGUGUAUCGACGGCCCUUUCGAAGACUUGCUCCGCCAAAAGGACCCUGCGGCAUUGUUGUUGCUCUAUCUAUGGUACCGUAAAGCGAGUCGCAGUAUAUGGUGGAUUGAGCUUAGGGCUAGAGUGGAAUCUCCUUCUAUCUGCAUGUAUUUGCGACUGCAUCAUCAAGCGAAUGGUGCUAUACAAGAAUUCCUCCCGGGAGGGGCAUUCGCCGAUGGAUUGAAUUAA